AUGGCUAACUCCCACAUUGGUGAUCAUCUGGUCUCAAUGAGCAAUAUUGGUGAAUAUCUUGUCCCAGGGAACAACAUUGGCGAUUGUCCAGCCCCAGUGAAUAGGGCAAGGAGUGCAGCAACACCCUCUUCAUCAUUUGGAUUUCCCUGGAACUAUGAUAGUAUCAAACUGAUACUGAAUCUCUACAAGGAGAGGAAAGAUCAAUUCCAGGAUGGAAGAAUCGGAAAGGUGAAAUUUUGGGAUGAAAUUGCUGAGGCAACAACAUGGAUAUCCCAGCCUCACUGGGAUAGCAUGUGGCGAGAAGCGUUUCGUGAUUCGUCUAUGUAG
Darwinula stevensoni is the source of this 327-nucleotide messenger RNA. NCBI's taxonomy places the organism in Eukaryota, Metazoa, Arthropoda, Ostracoda, Podocopida, Darwinulidae. The record is from the annotation of a GenBank genome assembly.